Molecule: messenger RNA, 291 nt
Organism: Arctia plantaginis
Lineage: Eukaryota; Metazoa; Arthropoda; Insecta; Lepidoptera; Erebidae
Source: the annotation of a GenBank genome assembly
AUGAAGCUUUUCGUUGUAGUCUCCGCAGUUCUACUCGUUCUGCAGCUUGCAGAUGCAGCAUCCAGCAACUUUUUCUUAAGUGACGCAAAACAAGAAUAUAUUGAACAUCAGCAGAAUGCGUUCUGUGAUGCAAAACCCAAGAUAAACUCAAAACGAACACCAGAUUCUCUAUUCAUCCCGAUGGUUUUGAGAGCGUGCGAAGAAACUGCGUGUGAUGCAGCUUGCACAGCACUCCAUUACAAACUUGGCAAAUGUAUGAAUACCGCUGAAUGUCAAUGCAGGACUAGUUAA